Molecule: messenger RNA, 3088 nt
Organism: Pollicipes pollicipes
Lineage: Eukaryota; Metazoa; Arthropoda; Thecostraca; Pollicipedomorpha; Pollicipedidae
Product: E3 ubiquitin-protein ligase MIB2-like
Biological process (GO): protein ubiquitination
Cellular component (GO): cytoplasm
Molecular function (GO): protein binding; zinc ion binding; ubiquitin-protein transferase activity
Source: RefSeq, a predicted model, not a curated record
CCGUAAAGCAGUGUGACAAGCUGUGGCCAGGCCCUGGAACUGUCGCGAUUAUACAGGUGCCCCGACGGUGCUGUUCCGCUGUCGUUUUACGGGUGAGCCAUGAGCGUGGUGGAGGUAGGGCUGCGCGUGGUGCGCGGCCCCGACUGGAACUGGGGCGCUCAGGACGGCGGGCUCGGCCACACGGGUACUGUCGUCGAGGUGGGUGGCAGCAACAGCGUCACCACACCCGACAAGACGGUCGUCGUCAUCUGGGACUCUGGCAACAAGACCAACUACCGCGUCGGUUACCAGAACGCACAUGACCUCUGCGUGUUCGACUCGGCGGCGGCUGGCGUGCACCACCCGCAGACGGUGUGCGCCGGCUGCAAGGAGCGCAACAUUCGCGGCAUGCGCUGGCGCUGCGCCGUCUGCCCGGAGCUGGACCUCUGCACGCCCUGCUACAUGCAGGACCGACACGACACCAGCCACCCCUGCGUGCGCUUCGAGCGGUCCACGCUGCCCGGUGUUGAGGUGCCGUGUCGCCGAGACAGCACCAAACAUCAACUCAAGGGCAUCUUCACCAACGCCAAGGUGGUGCGAGGCGUGGACUGGGAGUGGGGAGACCAGGACGGCAAUAAGGUGGGCCGCGUGACGGACAUCCACGGCUGGGACAACGAGUCGGGCCGCUCGGUGGCCAACGUCUCGUGGGUGACGGGCGUGCCCAACGUGUACCGGCUCGGCCACCAGGGCAAGGUCGACCUCAUGCACGUGACCAACGGCGAGGCGGGCGGCGGCCCCUGCUACCUGGAUCACCUGCCGGCGCCGACGCCGGCGCCGCCGACCCGGCCAGCGCGAGUCUUCUCAAUGGGAGACCGGGUCCAGGUGGCCGGCGACGCCGCCGCCCUGCAAGCGGCACAGGAGGGCCACGGCGGCUGGAACCCGCGCAUGAUGGACUUCAUCGGCCAGGCGGGAGUGGUGCACCGCAUCACGGACCGCGGCGACAUUCGCGUGCAGUACAGCAACGGCACGCGCUGGACUAUCAACCCGGCGGCGCUGGUGCGCGUCAGCCCGCUGGCCGUGGGCGACACGGUGCGCGUGCUGGAGGACGCGGCGCGCGUCCGACUCUUGCAGAAGGGCCACGGCGAGUGGAGUGACAUGAUGAAGGCCUGUCUCGGCAAGACGGGCCAGAUCACCAAGAUCUACGCGGACGGCGACCUGCGCGUCAGCGUGGACGGCCAGACGUGGACCAUCAACCCGAUGUGCGUGAGCCCGCUGUGUCCGGGCCCGCCGACCGCCGACCCCAACUCGAUGCGCAGCCGCGACAGGGACGACCAGCCCGGCGCCCUGGUAUCGUUCAUCAGCAGCUUCCUGGAGCAGCACAAGGAGACGUCGCUGGCCGACCGGCUGGUGCGGGACGCCGCCCAGGGCCGCACCGAGGCCGUGCGGCAGUGGCUGGAGAAGCAGCGCGACAAGGUGGACUGCAAGAGCAGCGGCCGCACUGCGCUGCAGCUGGCCUGCCACCAGGGCCACAUGGAGACGGUGCGGCUGCUGCUACACCGCCAGGCCAGCGUGGCCGCCACCGACGACGACGGCGACACACCGCUGCACUACUCCGCCUUCGGGUACUGGCCGGAACCAGCCGAGAUCAUGGAGCUGCUCAUCCGAAAGAGCUGCGAUGUCAACGCCACCAACCGGGGCCAGUGUUCGGCUCUGCACGUGUCGGUCAACAAACAGCAUGUGGGCUGCGUGCGCGUGCUGGUUAAGGCAGGAUGCGACCCCAACCUACAGGACAUGUACGGCGACACUGCCCUCCACGACGCCAUCGGAAAAGACAACCUGGAGAUCAUCGAGCUGCUCGGUAACGUGCCGGCGCUGGACUUCAAGAUCAAGAACAAGCGAGGCUUCAAUGUGCUGCAUCACGACCCCGCCCUGAAGGCAAUAACUUCGGCCACGCGGCCGUUGGUCGAGACGCUGGUCACGCAGAGCGGGUGCUGCCUGGACGCCGUCAACAACCGGCGCCAGACGCCGCUGCUGCUGGCCGUCUCCCAGCUACACCUGGGCAUCGUGGAGUACCUGAUAAGCCGUGGAGCGUCCGUGCUGCUGGCCGACGAGGACGGGGACACGCCGCUGCACCUGGCCGGCCUCAAGCUGGCCGCGGCCGUCGAGGUUCGGCCCGGCGAGGCGCCGCUCAUUCACGGCAUCAAGGCGCACCUCGCCACGCAGGGUUCUGAGGUCAGCCUUGUCCAGGCGAUGGCCUGCUACCUGGCGCUGGAAGGCGCGCCGCUCGAGGUGCACCAACAAGAAGGUGGGGGCCAGUGUGCGCCCGUGCCCGCAGAGGUUCAGCACGACCCGUGCCACAGUAUGAGCCUCAGCCUGACCGUGCCCACAGUUGUGAGCCUCAGCAUGGCCCGUGCCCACAGUUGUGAGCCUCAGCCUGGCCCGUGCCCGCAGUCCACCGCCACCGCCACCAGCCCGUCGCAGUCGCCGGAAGAGCAGAGCGCCGCCGCGGUCGCCUCGCUCGCCGAAAAGACAGCCAAACUCAAGCUGGAUAGUGAUGAGGUGGGACCGAUCGUGCCAGCUGGGCUUGCUUUUGUGGACCCGGCAGGCGACGGCGAGUAUCGCUCUUGUAACUCAGGAGUCGUGGCAUGGGUGUGCUGCGAGCUGCCUGCCUGCGUCGAGUUCGAGCCGUGCGGACACCGCGUUACCUGCAACAUCUGCUGCGCCCGCAUGAAGAAGUGCGUCCGCUGCCAGACGGCCAUCACCCCGCCAAAAAGACGACGGGAACGUGCUGGCAUCGCGCGGUUCGGGCGCCGAGCUCCGAACGCCUGCGUUACCUGGAGACGAAGAUCGCCGAAAUUGAGGAGGUCCACGGCUGUUCGAUCUGCAUGGAGAGGCCGUCGCAACGUCGUGUUCCUGUGCGGUCACGGCGCGUGCGCGGUCUGUGCGCACGCGCUGCAGAAUUGCCACAUGUGCCGCAAAGCCAUCACGCAGAAGAUCAACAUCUACUGAGCGGCCAGCGCCGCGCCACCGGGUGCUCCGGUCGUCGCGCUGGGGCUGGCCGCGCACGCGACUGCCGCAUGCUCGCGCGGCGUUGAGUCACGGGGACUCU